AUGAAAUUGGCACCAGAUGACAAACUUUAUCAGAUAGAUAAAAGCAUAUCUAAAAUUUCCGACGUAGUAGCAAUGAAACUCGAUAAUAUCACUUUACAAAUUAACAAUAUCGAAAGUAAUAUCGAAAAUUAUAUAUUGGAACGAGAAUUCUUAAGACAGUAUGAAGUAGUAUAUGACAAGAUUGACAGAAUUGAUUUUUUAUAUAAUGAAACUCGAUUAUGGGCAGAAUCUUUGGGAAAAAAUAAAUCAUGGGAUCUUCAAAACAAAACUGAUGAAAUGUUAUCACUUGGACCUGAUUACCCUCAAUCAAUGAAAUGUGAGGAUAUGACACCACAAUAUCAAUUAUUUUCAUUGUAUAAACAACUUAUUUAUACAGAAGCUCAAGGUAUGGCUGCAAUGGCUUUUGCAUGUGCAUGGAGAGUUAAACAUACAAGUUUUCUUUAUGAACUAGAUGAAAUAAAGUACGAAAGAAUAAGAAGCAUCAUUGAAUAUACUGGGUUGUUUAAAAAUAAAAUGAAAUUUGCUAGAAAUUUCAUUCGACAAUGUGAUGCAAAAUACAAAAUAGAUAAAAACAGAAAAGGUAAUAAUACAUAUGCUUCAUUCAACAAUAUGUAUUACACCACUGUACUUGAUCGGGCUAAUUUUAUACUUUAUGCUGAAAACAAAAGACCUACUUUUCGAUUGUCUCAAUUACAUAACGAGUCCAUUGAUCACAGUCAUAGUUAUGAUAAAAUUUGUCCUGGUUGGAUUUCGAAUUGUAAAGAAGUAUGGAGUAUCGACUAUUGUGAGCGAAAAGAAGAAAAUCAAACAAGUACCAAAAAUUAUUAUUGGAUAAAAUACACAGAACUUAGUACAAGAAAGGAAAAGAUUUUUGGUGAUAAAAGUCAUCCAUGUAAAUCAACUAAAUUGUCAAACGAAGUUCUAGGGGGUAGUCCAAUCCAUAGAAAAACCACUGAAUAUUAUCCAGUUUAUUGUGAUUGCAAGGAUGAUAGUAUUGACACUGAUAACAAAUCAAUUCGAGCUUUUAGUUUAUUAUGGGUAGUAACUGGUGCGAGACUAGUUGCUAAAGAUCGUAUGAUUCAUAUUCAGCUUCGAGAAGGUAAACUUUUGCCCUAUGGAGAAAUUGAUAAAAAUACUGAAAGAUGGGUACCACUUCCAACAUUUAAAUAUGAAAAAAAAUUUCCUAACAAGGCAAUUCAUGAAGAUGGAAAGGAAUAUGCACUGAAUGAAUAUGUUCAUUUUAUUUCGAUACAAGCGCUUUAUUCGAAAGUUCUAUGUUUACAAAAACUGACGUUAGACGGACAAUACUUGUUGAUUGGUGUAAGAUUCAAAUAUGAUCAUUCAAAUCAUUUGAGACUUGAAACAAAAUAUAUUGGUUUCAAUCAUGAAAAUGGAAACAUUAAUACUGAUACUGAAUUUCAAGAACAAUCCUGCAAACAACUACCUGAAUUGAUUUUGAAUAAUCCAGAUGAUCCACUCAAAUUUAAUACACAUCCACAUGAUUCUAAGGAAAAUCAAUUUAUUACUAUCAGAGCAUCAGACUUGAUUAAGGAUGCAUCACAAACAACUAUUCCAUUUUUUGAUCUUUUAGAAGUUGCACCCGAAAUAAGCGUACCAAUUAGCGGGAUUGAAUUAUUUCAUAAAGGACAGCUUGAUGGUACAUCUGGUGGAUAUAUUUCAUUGAAAAUAUAUUCAUUAAAUUUAACUACGUACAUGAACUUACCAUCAUUUUAUGACAUUUAA
Molecule: messenger RNA, 1743 nt
Organism: Aphidius gifuensis
Lineage: Eukaryota; Metazoa; Arthropoda; Insecta; Hymenoptera; Braconidae
Exons: 7
Coding region: 1-1743 (580 amino acids)
Source: RefSeq, a predicted model, not a curated record